AUGUGCAAAGGAUUCAGAUCAACCUUGACCGGCCCUGCUCUCCAGUGGUAUAUCAACCUGCCUACGAAAUCCAUCAAAUCCAUUGCAGCCCUUAGCUAUAAGUUCGCAGAGCAGUUUGCUAGCAGCCGUGACCUAGAGAAGAACUCAGAUGAUCUCUACGAGAUCCUCCAGCAUAGGAAUGAGCCCCUUUGUUCCUACAUAGCUCGCUUCAACCAAGCGAAGGUGGCUAUCCCUGAGGGCAACGCUGAUACGGCUAUCUCAGCCUUUAAGAGGGGUCUACUUUCGGAGGGAGAUCUUUACAAGGAGCUGAUCAAAUACAAGUGCAGGAUUAUGGAAGACGUACUGUCUCGUGCUUGGGCUCAAGUAAGAUGGGAAGAAGACGUUGCUAGUAGGGCCAAAGCCGGUCUGAAGUACGAUCAGAAGUCAUCAAAGCCUACUAGGAGUGACCGCGAUGAGCCUUCUCACUCCAAGUCCGCUAGGGAGACUAGUAACCCGAACAGGGGCAGGUACCAGCAUCGACCUUUGCCUAGAUCCGAAGGAAUGAUGGUGUCUACUUGGCCUGACAUCUCCCAUCUUGCGAUAUCCAAACCAGAACUGAUCGGUGUCUUACGACAAAUGGGUCCUCAAGUCAAGUGGCCUCCUAAGAUAAAGGCCGCAGAGGCUAAUCGAAACCCCAAGCGAUGGUGCGAGUUCCAUAGUAACCAUGGUCAUACUACGGAGGAUUGCAUAGCCCUGAAGAUGGAAGUCGCUGAGCUCCUCAAGAAAGGUCCCGGUCUCCCUAUCGAGGCAGCUCUUGCAUUGCCACCAAAGCAAGACCGGGUGAUCCAUGUCAUCUCAGGCGGAUCAGAGGUAAGCGGAAUUAGCAGUGCCGCAGCCAAGAGAAGUACUCGCAACGCCAGGAACUGCCAAGAGGCCGAGGGUCCCAAGCGCCUACUCCUUGGAACAGAUGAGAUCAGCUUCACUGAGAGGGAGCAGUAG
This is a messenger RNA of Raphanus sativus (radish), 978 nucleotides long. RefSeq lists its product as uncharacterized. The transcript has 2 exons. The coding region runs from base 1 to 978 and encodes 325 amino acids. The record is from RefSeq and is a predicted model, not a curated record. NCBI's taxonomy places the organism in Eukaryota, Viridiplantae, Streptophyta, Magnoliopsida, Brassicales, Brassicaceae.